This is a messenger RNA of Staurois parvus, 438 nucleotides long. The record is from the annotation of a GenBank genome assembly. Lineage: Eukaryota; Metazoa; Chordata; Amphibia; Anura; Ranidae.
AUGAAAGGACUGCAGCUUCCAGCUCACCCCCCAGAACCCUCUGGACCCCCAGUAGGAAAGAAAGGAACAUCUGCACUCUCAGCUCUGCUAGAGUUGGAAUCAAAUCAGAAGGGUUUGGGGGAACAGCAAGCCCUAGCGCAUGCUGGAAAAGCUUCUUGCCAGGCCACAGAUCCAGCUGUCACCCCAACCUUUGUUGACAGCCCUCGUAAGGAUGGGGCCUUCUUUAUGGAUUUUGUUCGCAGUCCACGUACAGCGCCGUCAUUCAACCCGCAGAUUUCUGUUGAUCAAGGAGUCUCUCCUUACACUGAUGGAAACAGCAGCCUGACAAACAACACCCCAACAGUUACUCAAGGAAGCAAUAUAGGAGAGCAGCCAUUUCAAUCAGCUGAGCCAAGAUGUCUGGGGGACCAAGCACUCUGCCUUCCAGUGCCAGCCUGA